Molecule: messenger RNA, 5462 nt
Organism: Tyto alba (common barn owl)
Lineage: Eukaryota; Metazoa; Chordata; Aves; Strigiformes; Tytonidae
Gene: WDR27
Product: WD repeat domain 27
Exons: 26
Coding region: 2302-4785 (827 amino acids)
Molecular function (GO): protein binding
Source: RefSeq, a predicted model, not a curated record
CAGGGCUGUCGGUUCCUUUUGAAGUGGGUGGAUACCCAAGCUGUGGGAACAUGCUGGAUCCACAGUGUUUUAGCAUUGUGCUGCACAGAAACAGGACAUCGCCAGGAGGGCAGAAAUCUGCUUAUUGUUAUGUUACUGGAGGAGUGACGUGUCAGCCACUAUGAGGCAACAGCACCUACUGGAAGGGCAAAAAGCAGUGGGGCUCCACACCUCUCUGGACUGACAGGUCUCCAUCAGAUUGACUUUACUGGCUCAGGGUCCAGCUGCAGCAAGGGAGUUGAUCUCCUGACUCCUGUUUGAUCAGCCCAGAAAUCGGUUCAAGAUCUCUGAUACUUCCUUGGAUUUCUACUAGUUCCCUAGUUGUUACGGGCAGGAGGUUGUUGAAAGUAUUGCAGCUACAUUGAAAGAUGAAAAUAAACUACAGUAAAAAGAACUAGAAAAAAUGUACUAAACUGCCUAGAAACAGUUACAAAGACACAUGUUUUGGAACAAGUUCUCUACUCCUAGGGGUUGUCUGCCUGUCUGAACAGUCCCUUUUUUUCUGUAUCAGCAUUUGUUUACUGAUGACUAAACUGCCAUAACAAAUUCAUGAUUGUAGCACUCAUUAAAAUUGUCAUCAGCGUAUUAUAGUAAAAUUUUUCUCUAGUAUUCUCAGCCAUGAGUCACAGUUUAGAAAAGAAAUACUAUGUGUCAUUGAGUUACCUCUAUGCAGCUGGUGCUUACUACAGUGGCUUUAUCCAAAUUCACAAGGACACAUGAAAAAGCAUUUGAACUGGUACUUUCUCCAGGGAAAACUAACACAAGGAGAUUGUUUUGUCAACGGUAAUAUAUAUUAGAUGUUCCUAUAGGGCAAAAAUGCUUGUAGUGUUAAUUACAGACACACACACACAAGAAAGACAUUCCUGUAGCAAGUAUCUGUUUGAAAUGCAGUUGAGGUAGAUACUGAGUCCACAGACUGAUCUGCCUCAAAGUGGUUUAAGUUGGUGAGGAUCAAAACCUUUACCACAGAAUUGUAACGUGCAUUGCAAGGGACCUCCAGACUCCUCCAGUCCAACUUCCUGUUCAAAACAGGUCUAAUUUAUUCAGGUUGCUCAGGGCCAUGUCCAUCUGGCUCUUAGACAACUCCAGGGAUAGACAUCCACAGCCCCUUUUCAGAAACUCUUUUUAAUACUCAACCACCCUCGUGGUAUUUUAAAAAAAAGGACCUGACAUCUAAUUGGAUUUUCACAGGUUCCAGCUUGUCAUAUCACUGAGCACCUCUGAGAAGAGUAUAGCUCCAUCUUACCUGUAUAUUCAAAUUACAUAGUUGUAACCAACGAUGAGGUCUCAGCUGCCUUUUCUCCAGGCUGAAGAGGCCCAGUUCCCUCAGCCGCCCCCAGUAAGUCACCUUUUGCAGCUCCCGACCAUCUCGGUUGCCCUCUACUGGUCUUGCUUCAGUAUGUCAUUAGCCUUCCUGUACCUACAACCCCCAAACUGGCUACAGUAUUGCAGAUUCAGUAUUACAAGUGCCAAAUAGAGCGGAAGGAUCACUCCCGGGACCUCUUGGCUACUCUCUGUUACUAAUGCAGCCCAGGAUGGUUGGCUGCCUUUGCUGCAAGGGCGCAGUGGGUGGCUCAUAUUCAACUUGUCCAGCAGGAUCUCUGGAUCCUCUGUUGUGGAGCUGAUUCCUAGACAGCCAUCCUCUACCUGUCAUCUUGCCUGGGGUUACUCUGUGCCAGAUGCAGGACUCCACACUUACCCUUGCUGGACUCUGUGAGAUUUUCAUCAGCUUGUUUCUCCUGCUUGAUGAGUCCCUCUGACUGACAGCCCUGCCUGCUGUUGUGGUGACUGCUUCCACCAGCUGGGCAUCAACCACAAACUCGGUGAGAGCAAGAGGUUUGUUUUUUGCAAUAAUUUCCCAUGAACAAUGUCCUAAUCUCUAUAAAGUCAAAGAUGUUUUUUGCUUAAGUCUUUUUGCUCAAGAAGGGCCGGGCGCCCGUGUGGGGCGCGGCGGAGCUGUUGGGCUCGCGCUCAGCCGUUGCCCCGGCGCAGGGACGCGCCAGGGAGGAUUGUUCCACUCGGUCACCCAGGUUAUGGGCCGGGGCCUGGGCCAGGUUGUGGGGCCAGGUAGGGUGGGGGUUGCGCUGUCUCGUCCUGGGGACGCGGGGCCGGGCGAGCCCCUCCGGCCCCCCGCCUCAGGGUACCCCCGCGGAGGCUGUGGGGCCCGGGGACCCCCACGCUGGCAGGCGGUGAGGGCGCAGCCGGCGAAGCGGGCCUGGCCCCCUGUAAUGCUCUGCCACGGAGCCUAUUUUCAGCUGUAGGAUGGAAAGUGACGGAGGCUGUUCUGCUGGAGGAGGUGGCGAUUCUGGCGUUGUCCGUGAGAAACACUUGUUUAAAUCCAAACUGCUGGAGUCCCUUGUUCAGCCGGCGUGUAGUCACCACCACUGCGCUUUCCCUUUGAAUCAAAAUGAGCUAUGCAUCUGGAAUACAGAGACUGCUCAGCCAUUAUGUUUGUCAGGACAUCAUUACUCAAUUUCUGCAGUGUCAUUUGGGAGUAAAACCAAUCCACUUCUUGUCUGCUCUGCUUCUUGUGAAUGUGUGAUAGUGUGGAAUCUUGAUGAAUGCACACAGAAGGUGCAAAAAGGGUUAACACCUCGAGGAAUUGUUAUAGGAACUCUUUUGGGCAUGGUGCUUCAUGUAAGGUUUAGUCCAGAUGAUCAACAAGUGGCAGUGUGUGCUGGAAAUCAGAUCUACAUAUUAAGUGCAAAGACUGAAACUAUACUAGCUGAAUUGCAUGGCCACCUGGCUCCAGUGACUGCUGCUGAGUUUUGCACAUGGGAGAAAAGCAUGCUUAUAUCAGUGUCAGAAGACAGAACCUUUAAGGUGUGGGACUAUUCUACCGGCCAGUUAAUAUAUCAGUCGGGAGUAUUAACAGCAUUUCCUUUGCUAAGUCUGCUAAUUGAUGAGGAAAAUAAACAGAUUAUCACUGGAUGUGCUGAGGGACAGCUUUGGAUCUUCAGUUUAAUCAGUGAUCAUAAUUAUCGUUGUGUAACACAUAUCAACUUAAAGAAAGAACAAGAGAAAUUCUGCAAUAAAGUGCGGAAAUCUGGAAAAGAAAUAGGUGAAGGGCAAAAUACUUCCAAGCUUUGCAAAACAAACAACAUCAGACCAGAAGGAUCAGUGGAAAUGUCAUUGCCUAUCCUCUUAAUUGAACACUGUGAAUUUUCAGUAUGUUUCCAUAAUAGAGAAAACAUAUAUUCUGCCCUGAAUACUAGCUAUCUUUGGAUAGGAAGCACUACUGGUUUGUUAAUAAUUAAUUUGGCAAACUUUGAAUUAGAAGCUUUUUUAUCUUACAAAGAUUACAGUGACCUCAGCAUUCGAUUUGCCAGAUCAUGUGCUUUAACAAGGAAGGCAGUUAACGGAAAGGUUUUAUGCUUGAUCACCUCCAUGUUUGAGGAUAUGAUUGCUGUGUUGGAAGUUAACCUUGCUGCAUUGGUGAGAAGUCAGCAGAGUGAUUUUCUCCUGUGUGGAAACAAGAAUAGUCUAUCAGUUAUUGCCAGGUGUUCUUUACUGACAAAUUCUCCAUUGUGUAAAGAUUUAAAGAAAAACAUGAAAGAACCUUCUAGUAAAACACUUGGAGUAAAAAGCAUGGUGAAAGAUCAACCACUGGUUUUCCAUAAUAAAAUUAAAUCAUCAGGUUAUACAGCUGCACCACUAAUGACCAUGUUUUCUCUAAAUAAUAACCAGAAGAAAAAAGAGGUAUCAAAGUGGAAGACCAGUUGUAAAUGUAAAAAUAAAGAAUAUCCGUUGGAAAGUUAUCCUCCAAUCAAAUAUGAGAAGGAGAUAUCUGUUACUUUUAAACCAACCCCAAUUUGUUGCAUUCAGCAUUCUGGGGAUGGAGAAAUGCUGGCUUGUGGCCUGGCCGACAAAACUGUACUGAUAUUCAAUUCCAAUCUCACUGAUACAUGUAAUGUCUUUUCAGGUCAUGAUGGUGCACUUAACUCUGUUGGAUGGAGUCAUGACAAGCAGUGGUUAGUUUCUGCAUCAGAAGACAGAACUUUAAGGGUCUGGUCAGUCUGCAAUAAUGAACCUGCCCUGAUUCUGGGAAAAGAAAAGUUCUGUAAGGCUGUGCGCUUUGCACAGUUUUACUUUAUAGAUGCAUUUAUAUUGCUGUGUUGUGGAGCUGAAUUUCAUCUGUUAAGUUUCCAUGUAGACACAACCAGGGAUGACCUCAAUCGAUACAAACCAAGAAGUGUUUGCAAAUUGGUACAGAAAUUUACCAUGGCUUCAACAAUGGAGAUUACCAGCCUUUCAGCAGUAAAUGAUUUCUACUCUUAUAUUGUACUUACAGCUGGCAGCAACCGAGCAUUGGAAAUUUUUGACCUCAAUGCAGGCUGCAGCACAGCAGUGAUACCAGAAGUUCAUACUAGAUCAGUCCAUCAGAUCUGCCAAAAUAAGGGGUCAUCCUUCAGCACUCAGCAACCUGAAGCUUACAAUCUUUUCGUGACCACAGCUGCAGGUGAUGGCAUCAAACUGUGGGAUUUAAGAACCCUGAGGUGUGAACGUCAUUUUGAAGGGCACAGUAGCCGCUGCUAUCCAUGUGGAAUUGCAGUAUCACCUUGUGGACGGUUUAUAGCCAGUGGAUCAGAUGACAAAUGUGCUUACAUAUAUCAAAUGCGUUCAAGCAGUUUUUCACAUAAACUGCGGGGACACACAGAUUCUGUCAUCAAUGUGACUUUUAGUCCCUCAUCUCCACAGCUCACCACAGCCACCUUGGAUGGCAAACUCCAAUUGUUUCUACCCUGAUAUUUGCCAGCCUGUGGAGCUUUGGCCCUGGUGCUCAGAGAAUAACGACUUGCUGAGAGAAAAGAGACUGGUAACUGGCCAUAGCAAGCAGCAUAAUAUUCCCUUUUAAACUCAUUUUUCUUCUGACUUUGUUUUCUGCAAGUUCUUCAAGAUGUUCUCAAAGUUUUUCUAUUGUAAAAUCUGUUAUCUUUAUUGCAAAAAUAAGGGUAAAAGAUCAAGAAAAGAAAGACUACUCAUUCUGACUUCAUUUGAUCAAAUCACCACAGAAGUGGCUUUCAGAGGACUUCUUGGGUGCUUAUAUUUAUGUGUAUUCUGUAGUGCUUUGCUAGACUGGGACCACUUUAGAUUGAAAAAGCAGUUAAAAUAACAACUGUUCCCUUAUUAAAGCUACGACUGCCUGUGAACAAAUAUUUAAAUUAAUCUGAAAGAGAGAAGAAUUGUAUGUCUUUCUGAAAUGCCAACAGUGUCCUUCUGUUAUACUCCUUUGGGGUUACUGUAAUCAGCAUGGAUGUUGUUUGAAGGCAGAAUUUUACUGGUUUACCCAUUAUACUACAUUCUGUGAGUUUCUUAGAGAAUAUGUGAGAAAGAUCUUAUCUUUAAAAUGUUACCUUGUUGCUACAGUCUGGUUUAUUAAAACAGCUUUAAAUGCAAAGAAUCUAUUUCUGACACUUAAUACC